Messenger RNA from Drosophila suzukii, 1688 nucleotides. RefSeq lists its product as uncharacterized. NCBI's taxonomy places the organism in Eukaryota, Metazoa, Arthropoda, Insecta, Diptera, Drosophilidae. The record is from RefSeq and is a predicted model, not a curated record.
CAGGACGUGCAAUCAACAGAUACACACAGUCAUUGCUUGGCAAACAGUAAACACUGGGCAAUGAAAUCGCCAACCGGGGAUAAAUCUACUCCGCCUAAAGAGAUCAAGGCACCGCGAACUCCCAAAAGUGUUGUGAGCAAAGACAAGGAUACGAACAACCACCAUGUGGUGCCGCUAGGCAUCCUCGUGGUCCUCUGCACUAUGUAUAUCAUGGUGGCCGGGUUGCAGCAGAACUACAAGUACUACUUCAAGCCGGGCGUGGCUGCCCUUGAUUUGAACCAUCGCCCAACCAGUGACUCCCAGCCAGAAGUCAUGGAUGAGGAGCAGGCUCCAGACACAUCUUGCCAGCAGAUGGAUGUUUUCGGCAGGAAAUCGGGUCGAAGUCCAUCAGCUCACCCAGUGUCGAGAAGAUCUCAAGGCAAGGCUACCAAGCGAACCAAAAAUGCCACUGGAAAUGGGGUCAGCAAGCAACCUCGAUUAGCCACAUCCCUGGAGGGUAACAAGAAAAAGGAUGCGACCAAGAAAAGCAAUACGGCGGAGCCCAUUAUCUAUCUGUUCGCCCUGGUAUUCAUCUAUCUGCUGCUGAAGGCCGCCUCUGAUAUCAAUCAGCACUACAAAUCGCAGAACAAAGGGGACAAGCGCCUGCGCCGCUGCUCUCUGCAAUCCUAUGCUCAAAUCCACAAGCAAGAUCGACGGGCUUCAAAAGUUGAGGAGUCCCCGAUCUUCCGGCGCAAGCAUGUCCUCGGCGAGGAGCGUUCCGUGUCGGUGGAUCGCUACAAGUACACACAAAACGAGGAGGGAGGGUUCACAAAAACUGCUCCGAAGGUUCAGGAGUACCAUCACAGGGUCAUUUCACCUUUGGCCAGCAGGCCAAGUCACCCGCACCCAUUUACGCCUGGUUCAGGAGACACUCGCUUUGAGCCACGCCUAAACCGACGAUCAUCGGUCCCGAUCAGCAUUAACUAUCAAACGGUUCACGUGUCAGGUCCAUAUCCACCCGAAUUGGCAAGACGCGGCUCGGUGAUAAGCCUCACUGGUCAGAUUCCAGAUUUAGGUGCCAUGCCCGGUGGAAGCAUUGACCCAAAACGCCGCGUCCGAAUGAUCAAUCGCCAUUAAAGUCAAAGUACUAUCAAGCCAAAACCCAUCGAAACUGCAAAGAGGCUACAGUUUUUAACACAAACAUUUUAAAUAGCACGCUUUGUAGUUCUUCUUAAUGCGUUUCUUUUAAUCAUUUAAUUAAGUUAUAUUACUCAAGUGUUUUAAAAAACGUACAAAGAAUAUUCUUCUCGAAGACACCGAAUUUACGCCCACCUUUUGCGGGGAGUGAGCCAACGUUUGCCAUCCUAUUGUACAUUAUUCUACUUAGGGCAAGAUUAAAAAAAUCUUAGUCUAGCGUAGUGUUUAGUUUGGAAUUCAGUACCUAUGAUGUUACCAUUAACUACGAACCAACUACGAACUUGUGAUGCUCAUUACAAUGACAAUUACAUACAGUUAUGUAUCUAGGUUAAAAGACCUGCGAAGCGGAUGAAAGGGUGCAAGAACUUAACUACUGCUGCUAACGCGUUACUGGAUCGGGGUGCGGAGAUAUGGUCGAGCGGUCCCUACGGCUAAUACACGUAUUCUACAAGGCUUCCGUCUUCAUUGAAUUUUGCGCUAGUUUCUCCUAUUCCAUUAAAUAUUAAAAUAAA